Saccostrea echinata is the source of this 1796-nucleotide messenger RNA. RefSeq lists its product as uncharacterized. The coding region runs from base 1 to 1722 and encodes 573 amino acids. The record is from RefSeq and is a predicted model, not a curated record. Gene Ontology annotation, cellular component: membrane. The transcript is spliced from 10 exons. NCBI's taxonomy places the organism in Eukaryota, Metazoa, Mollusca, Bivalvia, Ostreida, Ostreidae. Gene Ontology annotation, molecular function: wide pore channel activity.
AUGGGUGCAAGGCGGGAACAGGGAGGAGAGGUUGCAAGGGUCUCUGUCCUUGUGGUGUUUAUAUGGUCUUUGCCUGCCUUUGUUUGUCCUGCUCAGUCAACUUUAGACAACUUGUACCUUGGUGUAGGCUACAACAUGGUUAAAGGGAAUCCAGACGGCGGGGAAUGGGCAAAGCUUGGACAAGACCCUGGUUUGCUCCUGACAAGAAACAUUCUGGAGACUGAGAUUGACGGAAGUUCAUAUAUCAAAAAGACGGCUUACCCACGUUGCACGCAGAUGUCGUCAACUUCCGUCUUUUAUGACCCUGAGUCGUACAAGGAAUAUAUUCUUCAUUACAUAUCUACAACAGAUAGCGGAAUGGCACCAGUCAGCAGUUACGCUUUCUCUGCUAAUCCACUUUAUCAAGAUAUUAAGCAGAAAACCUUGACUCAAUAUGACGUUUUUCGAGAUGAAAUCAUUUCCUGUACAUCAGAGCAUGCUCGAUAUGUUCUUCCGGUGGGUCAUGUAGAACGAAAUAUGAUCACACAGGAAUUCGCUCGUGAUGUGUGUCAACUACCAAUGAUAUAUGAUCAGAGUUCUUACAAAGCUUUUAUUGACACCUGGGGAACGCACGUCACCAUGGAGGUGGAUCUAGGGGCGCGGAAUGUAACAAGAUAUCGCCUUUCUAUAUCAGAUCUGGAGGAAUACUUAUUGAAAUUGGGAAACGAUGGCGCUGCUAUAUUGAAAACGGAGUCUUUAUUAGGAUACGGAUCCGUUGUGCAGUUAAACAUGUCACACCUUCAUCAUAGUGAUUUUCCAAAGCUUCCCCUUGGAUCCAGUCUGGCCCAGUUCAGUACCGGGUUUCCCAUAAAGGCUCCCAUUUCUUGGGCCAUGAUACCAAUAUCUGACAUCAUAGCGGAAAAAUACUGGCAAGUCCAGGACGUUCUCGUUGACAGUGGGAUCUGUAAAGUUAUUAACCUGACUGUAUGGAAGAAUAAUAUGGAGAGAGCCUUGAGUGAAUACCCGACGCUCAUUGGUGGAGAGGUCCCUCCUUCGUUAGAAAUUAAGCUUCCGGUGACAUGGCCUUCUGGGACCUAUGCACUUUACAUGCCUACUUCCGGUUGUCCGACUGAUCCGUUGGACUUUGUAACCGGUUAUUUGACUCAAGAUACGGAAGACCGCCGGAAUAGUAACCAAUGGACACCGGGGAUACAUAUGACAGGACCUUUAAACCAUGAUGCUAUCACGACACGUUUUUGUGUUAAACAAACCCCAACUGUGAAUGAAUACAACAGAAAGUGGCCAACGGGAAACUACUGUAUCGCAAAGAAAGGCGACUGUCCAUACGGGUUCGGCGCUGGUUAUUUACACUGGGAUGAUGAGGAUGGAAACAAUGAAAAUCAUCAUGGAGGUAUUCUACCGGACGGUGGUUACUCCCAUAACACUGAUAUCUGGUACUGCUGCAGACAAGAUGGUCAUCCUCAAACUAAGAUAUUGUUGCCGAUUGACAAGCCUUUCUACCUCCUCCGCUUCACCAGUGGAUGUCAGCAGGUGCUUGGAAUGCAGGUAACAGAAGAGGUCAUCUUCUUUGAUGAUGAAGAUGGGGCGAAUAAAGACUCGUGCGGAGGGGCUCAUCCAUUCGUUGAUUCGGGUUGCAGUCAUGCGAACAUGAGGCUCCAUUUCUGUUACUACAGUAUAAAACCAAACCAAACAGCAAUAUCGAUUCCCGGAAUUCUUGGCUGAUUCGAUUGUCAUGUGACAUUAAUAAAAUUUUACAAAUAAGUGUAUUUAUAUUAUAAAAUAAAAUCAGCAUAUUA